AUGUCUUCCUUUGACCCCCAUUCUGUCGACCUGGAUACAGCCAGCCAGACGGAUAUCAUCUGCUACAUAAAUGCCUCGUCCAACGAGUACAACGGUCACUUGGGUGCUCGCAUCUCCGCCAUCUUCGUGAUCCUCAUCGUCUCGACAUGCGGCACGUUCUUCCCCGUCCUUGCCACGCGCAGCCGUCGCCUCCAUAUCCCCCUCUAUGUCUACCUUUUUGCCCGCUACUUCGGAGCAGGCGUGAUCAUCGCCACGGCGUUCGUACACCUGCUGGACCCGGCAUAUAGCGAGAUUGGGCCCAACACCUGUGUGGGCCUCACGGGCGGAUGGGCUGUCUAUUCGUGGCCGCCGGCUAUUGUACUGACAUCUGUCAUGCUCGUAUUCCUCAUGGACUUUGCUGCCGAGUUCUACGUCGAGGGUAAAUAUAACCUGCCUCCUGGCGGACAGAUUGAAAAUGCUGUUACACGACAGGCUGGUGGUGCCGAGGCCGUAACUGGUAGCUCGCACGAGAACCACCAGUACCUCCACUCUGCCGACCAAGGCGACCAGCAGCCAGCGCAGAAAGUGCUGGCACAGCAAGCACCAGGUCAUGUUCUUGACCCUCCCAUUGACGGCUCCAAGGAUACAGACGAUGGCAACAGUCUCAAACUUGCCGAGCUGGCCCACCUGUCUGGCGACUCCACGUCCACCGAGCUCGCCUUUCGACAGCAGAUCGCCGCCUUCCUGAUUCUCGAAUUCGGUGUCGUCUUUCAUAGCGUCAUCAUCGGCCUCAAUCUUGGCGUUGUGGGCGACGAGUUCUCGACUCUGUACCCCGUCCUGGUAUUCCACCAGACCUUCGAAGGUCUGGGAAUUGGUGCGCGUCUCAGUGUCAUUCCCUUCCCAUCGCGCCUGCAGUGGAUGCCCUGGGCCCUCUGCCUCGCGUAUGGGCUCACCACUCCUAUCUCCAUCGCUAUCGGUCUGGGCUUGCGCUACUCGUACAACGGCAGCUCCUACACCGCCAACGUGGUCUCUGGUUUGCUGGACUCCAUCUCAGCAGGCAUCCUGAUUUACACUGGUCUGGUGGAGAUGCUUGCUCGCGACUUUUUGUACAACCCCAGCCGGACGAGGGACCGCAAGCGGAUCCUGUUUAUGUUGGUGUCGUUAUAUCUUGGCGCUGGCAUCAUGGCAUUGCUCGGAAAGUGGGCUUAA
Molecule: messenger RNA, 1188 nt
Organism: Thyridium curvatum
Lineage: Eukaryota; Fungi; Ascomycota; Sordariomycetes; Thyridiales; Thyridiaceae
Exons: 1
Coding region: 1-1188 (395 amino acids)
Biological process (GO): zinc ion import across plasma membrane
Cellular component (GO): plasma membrane
Molecular function (GO): high-affinity zinc transmembrane transporter activity
Source: RefSeq, a predicted model, not a curated record